Messenger RNA from Ictidomys tridecemlineatus (thirteen-lined ground squirrel), 4105 nucleotides. RefSeq names its product leucine rich repeat and Ig domain containing 4 (gene Lingo4). Gene Ontology annotation, molecular function: protein binding. The record is from RefSeq and is a predicted model, not a curated record. Lineage: Eukaryota; Metazoa; Chordata; Mammalia; Rodentia; Sciuridae.
AGCGAGGCACAGACGGGAAGUGCAGUGGCCCCAGGUGCAGCUCGAAGGGACGGGGGCCCCCAGCCCCGGGCAGAUGCAGUGUCCAACUUGAUGCCACCCUCCGGCGUCUCCGGACUCAAGAGGCGAUGGAUGCAGCCACAGCUCCACAGCAAGCCUGGCCCCCGUGGCACCCCCUUCUUUUCCUGCUCCUCCUGCCUGGAGGUAGCAGUGGUAGCUGCCCUGCCGUUUGUGACUGCACCUCCCAGCCCCGAGCCGUGCUCUGUGCCCACAGGAGACUAGAGGCUGUCCCUGGGGGACUCCCGCUGGACACUGAGCUCCUGGACCUAAGUGGGAACCGCCUGUGGGGGCUUCAGCGGGGCAUGCUUUCCCGACUGGGCCUGCUCCGGGAACUGGACCUCAGCCACAACCAGCUCUCGGCCCUGGAGCCUGGGGCCUUCCAUGGCCUGCACAGCCUGCUCACCCUGAGGCUACAGGGCAACCGGCUCCGCAUUGUGGGGCCCGGGGUCUUCUCGGGUCUGUCUGCCCUCACGCUGCUUGACCUCCGCCUCAACCAGAUUGUUCUCUUCCUGGAUGGAGCUUUCGGUGAGUUAGGCAGCCUCCAGCAGCUGGAGGUUGGGGACAAUCACCUGGUGUUUGUGGCUCCAGGGGCGUUUGCAGGACUGGCCAAGUUAAGCACCCUCACCCUGGAGCGCUGCAACCUCAGCAUGGUGCCGGGCCUGGCCCUGGCCCGGCUCCCAGCACUAGUGGUCCUUAGGCUCCGGGAACUGGAUAUUGAGAGGCUGCCGGCCGGGGCGCUGCGGGGGCUGGGGCAGCUAAAGGAGCUGGAGAUCCACCACUGGCCAUCUCUGGAGGCUCUGGACCCUGGGAGUCUGACGGGGCUCAAUCUGAGCAGCCUGGCCAUCACUCGCUGCAACCUGAGCUCUGUGCCCUUCCAAGCUCUGCACCACCUGAGCUUCCUCAGGGUCCUGGAUCUAUCUCAGAACCCUAUCUCUGCCAUCCCAGCCCGGAGGCUCAGCCCCCUGGUUCGGCUCCAGGAGCUGCGACUCUCAGGGGCCGGCCUCACUUCCAUCGAGGCCCACGCCUUCCACGGCUUGUCCACCUUCCACCUGCUGGAUGUGGCCGAUAACGCCCUUCAGACCCUGGAGGAAACGGCUUUCCCUGCUCCAGACAAACUGGUCACUCUGAGGCUGUCUGGCAACCCCCUCACCUGUGACUGUCGCCUCCUCUGGCUGCUCAGGCUCCGGAGCCGCCUGGACUUUGGCACCUCCCCGCCUGCCUGUGCCAGCCCCCAGCAGGUCCGGGGGAAGAGCCUGAGGGAGUUUUCAGACAUCCUGCCUCCAGGGCAUUUUACCUGCAAACCAGCCCUGAUCCGAAAGUCUGGGCCCCGGUGGGUCAUUGCCGAGGAGGGAGGACACGCCGUUUUUUCCUGCUCGGGAGAUGGAGACCCAGCCCCCACGGUCUCCUGGAUGAGGCCUCAGGGGGCUUGGCUGGGAAGGGCAGGGAGAGUCAGGGUCCUAGAGGAUGGGACACUGGAGAUCCGCUCAGUACAGCUGCAGGACAGAGGGGCCUAUGUCUGUGUGGUCAGCAACGUAGCUGGGAAUGACUCCCUAAGAACCUGGCUGGAAGUAAUUCAAGUUGAACCACCCAACGGCACUCUCUCUGACCCCAACGUCACCGUGCCAGGGAUCCCAGGGCCUUUCUUUCUAGACAGCAGGGGUGUGGCUAUGGUGCUGGCAGUUGGCUUCCUCCCCUUCCUCACCUCAGUAACCCUCUGCUUUGGCCUGAUUGCCCUCUGGAGCAAGGGCAAGGGCCGGGUCAAACACCAUGUGACCUUCGACUUUGUGGCACCUCGGCCCUCUGGGGAUAAGAACUCUGGGGGAAAUCGGGUCACUGCCAAGCUCUUCUGACUUUUCCUUCCACCCAGGGGAUCCAGACAAGUCCAAUUCAGACACCCAAGGGAAAGACAGAACCAAGGCCACUUGGACCAGAACCUCAUCCCAAGCAGCCCAGAUCUCCCCAACCCGCCACCUGCCUCUUGCCAGCAAGUAGUGACGCCUCCUGAGAAAGGGGCUGCUGUCCGUGCCUUUCCAGUCUGAGGACAGCACCGUCAUCUCUUCUCCAAGGGUGCAAGGAUUUGGAGAUCUAGACCCUGUAGUCCACCCAGCCCUCCCUUCAUCCCCACCCCAUGUGGGGCAGGAAACAACCAAGGUUCCAGUCUGCCACUCUAACCACUAGGCUUUCUUCGCACAAUUACAUUCUCUAAUAAUCAAUACCAAUUGCAACCAUAGCCAAGAUUGUUUUGGAGGUGAGACUCACAAGUGCCACUUGCUUCUUGGGGUCUUUGCUCCUUACCCAGGAAGUUUCCCUUUCUUUUCUACUCCCCAUCACACUUCAGCCCCAGGCUGUAAGUGUAAGGAACUAGAGGCCAGGAUCCUCAAGCUAGGAGAAGAGGAUGCAUGCGUGAUAUGGGGGAAGAUGGACCACACACUGGGCUGUGUCUGCAUGAGCCAACACCUUCCUCUAUCUGACCAUUAAACCUGCUGCCAAAAGGUCACUACACUCGCAGCCAAAACAAAACACCAUCUCUGGAACGUUCUUUACUUCAGUCUAUUUCCUCCCGUCUACCCCUUUCUGCCUAUUGACCAUGUGACCCAAUGGCCUCACCUCCACCUAACCCAGUUUGACAUACGGGGUAAGGGGGCCUACCAGCCUGGAAAGAUCAGCGCUCCCAGCUCCUUUCGGUCUCAAUCCUUUCCCUUUUACUCCCCUUCUCUGGAGCUGGGGCAACUUCCAGGGGAUCCCGGUGCAAAAAUCCCAGCUUAGGAUACCCAGCUCCUCCCCUCCUUUCUAGUUUUUCUGGUGUCAGAUUCCCUACUGCACUGGUGGGGAUAAAGCUAGAGGAAGCCCCGAGAAAAUGACUAACAAAUGCAAAGCUGUCAAAGGAGAGAGACCCAGAUUGCAGAAGGUGCUAGGCUGAGGGACAAGGGAGGGCAGCCCAGCGAGUGGGAAGUGGAGGGGGAAGGAGCAGCAGGAUCUGCCUGCCUGGUUACUUUCCACUUCCCUUCUGUAGCAGUCCUGGUCUGUGUUUGGCACAGCCCUAGUGGGAAGCCGUCUCUGGACAGACGUCACCCAGACAGGGAAGUGGAGGGAAGGUUUGGAACUGCUGACUACCACAAAGUGUUUCAAACAGAGGACAAAGCCAAGCCCCAAAAAGUAGAGAUGCUGAGUGCUCAAGAGAUCAGGCGACAGUCUCAGCAUCACCAGAAGGGGAGGAGCAAAAAGGAGCCCAGCGGAGCAGGAGGAGGGACUGACAAGGGGAGAAUCACGUGGCCCCAGGGAGCCUUGCUUGCUCUGCAGCAGCAUCUGCCCAGCGUCCUUAGUUCCCCUCCUCCUCUGGAUCGCCUCCCACCCCAUACCAAACCACAGGCGAACAUCAUGAGCUUCCUAGCCGCUGCUGUUUGUCCUUGGUCUGAGGAGACUCCACUCUUACUACAGUCCCAGCUCAAACUGUCCCCGACAGGUGAGGGCAGCCAGUGCUACGGAGGAGGCAGAGCUGGACUUGAGGCCAGGCAACUGCUCAGUGGGGCACAAGUGAAUGUGAGAAGCCAUCAGUUUGGGGUGUGACUGAAGAAAUCAACAUCCAUGAGAAAUAGGUAUCCCGAGUCCUCCUGCCAAACUCCCCCACUGUGCACAACUCAGUCAGCAUCCCAGGGGCUCCCCCACAACCUCCCCCAGCUUAUUAGCUUAGGACUUGGGAGUCUGGCGCCAGUGGCUCUCAGUCUACUGGUCCUCUCUGCAAUGCAGAUAAGGGCAGAAGCAGCCCUGCUGUUGGAGAAAUCUCCAUGUGGCCCCUGGGGCGGGCAGUCAGGAACAGAUGAACGUCUGGCACAGGGUUCUGUGCCACCAAAGUCUCAAGAGCAGAGAUGCCAAACAGAAAAAGAAGUUGAGUCACAUGUGUAAAUUCAAAUUUUCUAGGGGCCCAUUGAAAAAGUCAAAAUGACGCAGUAUGAUUAAUUUCAAAACUAGAUUUUAUUUAACCCAAUGUAACCAAACUAUUUUUAUUUCAACAUGUUAUCAAUAUAAAAAUCAGUGAGGAAACACUUAA